Molecule: messenger RNA, 774 nt
Organism: Onthophagus taurus
Lineage: Eukaryota; Metazoa; Arthropoda; Insecta; Coleoptera; Scarabaeidae
Source: RefSeq, a predicted model, not a curated record
AUGAGAUGCUUUAAGUGUCAACGAUAUGGUCACACAUCCCUUCGAUGUGAGGCCGUACAAAUUUGUGUAUGCGGGAAAGCUAUCCAUGUGGGACGACCUUGCGAGGAUCCCCUCGUUUGUGUUAAUUGCGGUGGACCGCAUUCAGCUCGGUCCAGAUCCUGCCCCGUCUUCAAAAAAGAAGCGGCGAUACAAGAAAUAAGGACGAAGGAUAAAUUAUCGUACGUUGAGGCAAAACGAAAGCUACAACAAACGACAGUACGCACGCCCACUCAGGGAGUGUCGUAUUCGUCUGCAACCGCUUCUAUGCCCAAGUAUGAUAGUCUGAUUAAAGACCUAAUACCCGCGAUUGUAGCCGCCAUCAAGCCGCUAAUCAAAUCGGAAGUAAAGGCGAAGGUUCAACCCUCGACCAGCACUUCCGGAAAUCUAGGUGUGUUUAAAAUUCCCCUGCCGGUAGAUCUCACCGACAACGUAGAAACCUCAAGUCAGUUCUCCCAUACGGAGUCUGAAAAGAGGAAACGUGAAGGAGCGUUAAGCUCCUCGACUGACGACUUGUCGGAAAACUCUACCGACAAUACCCGCAAAAAGAAGAAGGGAUGGCAGAAGGGAAGGCCUCGUAACGUUACGACGCCCCCUAACGCAACCGCAGGUGGUGGCACACAGCCACCGCCUAGACAACCCCCAGGCGGGUCUAUGCCGAUGAAAGCGUCACCGACGCCGUCGCGCCGAUCGUCCGUAGGGGGUCCUCCGUCAGCUUCUCCUGCAAAAGAAAGUUGA